Molecule: messenger RNA, 768 nt
Organism: Tetrahymena thermophila SB210
Lineage: Eukaryota; Ciliophora; Oligohymenophorea; Hymenostomatida; Tetrahymenidae
Product: S49 family peptidase
Exons: 6
Biological process (GO): proteolysis
Molecular function (GO): serine-type endopeptidase activity; ATP-dependent peptidase activity
Source: RefSeq, a predicted model, not a curated record
AUGAAGAAAAUAGCCUAGUUUUUUUUAAAACCUACUGUUCCAGUAGUUACCAUUAACGGAUAAAUAACUGAAAAAAGUGUAAUUGAAUUGGAAAAAAAUCUGAAGGAUAUUAGAGUUUCUACUGCUAAGGCAUUAGCAGUUGUUGUUAACAGUCCUGGUGGAUCACCUACUUAGAGUAAAAAAAUGGUUGAUUUAAUUCAUAAUUUUGCUCAUGAUAAUCACCUAACUGUAUACACUUUUGCUGAAGAUUUAGCUGCCAGCGCUGGAUUUUAAGUUCUUAUUUCUGGAGAUAAAGUAUUUGCUGAUCAAUAAUCAACACUUGGAUCUAUUGGAUCUAUAACUAACUUUAUGAAUGUAAAAGAAUUGAUUUUAAAUCAAGGGAUAGAGAUUAGAUCAGUAACUACUAAUCCAGCUUCUGUCACUAAUUAAUCUAUGUUUAAAGAUGUUCCUGAAGAGUUAAGACACGUAUAUGAAAAUAUGUUGUAAAGCUAACACAAAAAGUUUAUUGAUUUAGUGGAAGAAUAAAGAGGAUCAAAGAUUAAAGUUCCCAAAGAAAAGAGAGGAAGUUUAUUGUAUAAUGGUGAUGUAUUCAACGGAAAAUAAGCAUUAGAAUAUGGUUUAAUUGAUUCUAUUGGCAGAGUCCAAGAUGUUAUGAAGGAGGAAUUCCCAAAAGCUGAUGUUGUCUUUCCUUAAAAGCCCUCUAUUUCAGGAAAGUUCAUGGAGUAUGCCAAGCUAUAUAACUUAUUCUAAACUAUCUAUCAAAAAUGA